AUGAGUUCAACUCCUGAUGGACUGGAAGAUCCCUGGACUCGUUGCUUGAGUGAAUCAGUGAAAGAGGAAUCAGUGAUGGGAUUAUUUUCAGAUUUCAAUAAGGGCAAUUUUCCGCCACCACCGACAGAGUUACCAUCAUUUUACAUGCAGCAAAAAGAAACAAUAUUUAUUCCACCAGUACCACCACAAUUACAUCCGCCAUUAGAGCCACUUGCAACAACUCUUCCUUGCACCAUGACAAAUUCCGGAAUAUCAUCAAUCACAUUUCCACCUCUUCCUCCGUCUUCCUUCCCUCCUCCGCCCUCUACCCCUACACUGCCAUCGAUGCAGCUCUCGGUAUCAUCAGCACUGGUAGUAUCACCAACUCCAUCCGUCUCUCUUACUUCAUCUUCUGCGAUUCCUGUUGUGGAACAAUCUCCGAUGGCAGUCUCACCAGAGAUUCAUGCUGUUACUGCAGAUGUACCGAUAAUUGUUCACCAAACAGUAUCUUCAACAGCAUUACCGCCACCGAUGGUCUCAUUACCUACGCAAAUGAUGAUUCCAAUGAAUGCACAGGAAACGGAACAAACGAUAUCAGAAAUAAAUGAUGAAUCGAAAGGAAUAGGCGUACUGCAUUGGUUUCAACAAACUGUGCAGCAAUCGGAAUUUUUAUCUAAAAUGGCUAACAAAGCUAAGAUGGGAAUGGAUUCGGUAUUGACAGUACUAGAUCCGGGAAUGCGAGAUUUUCUGAAUGGUAGCGAUGUGCUGCAUGCAACCAUACUAUGCUAUGCUAGUAAUCAGAUUGUCGAUGCUGUAAAGCAUGGCAUACGUCAGACAUUUAGUGAAAUAAUAUUUAACGAAAUACCUGCAGAAACAGAACUUUCUACUAAUAUUCAGAUUGUUGGAUAUAAUUCAGCUUGGAAGAAAGUAAAGGAAUGUCUGGCCAAUUUACGAAACAAUAAUACUGCCGGCCCAGAAACAACUGUAUUCAUUGUACAGCCAUUUUUAUAUCAAGUCGAUCAUUGUUGGUUUGAUACUGCUCUAUUACUGGCUCAGAAAGGAGACAUUGAAGUUAGUGUAUUUAUACAAGCAACACAGGUUGAUGCUGAUGUAAUUGCUACACUUCAGAAACAUACACCAAAAGAAUAUGCAAAUGAUGCAUUUGCCACAACAGUUGGUUAUGCAUAUGCAGAAAUAUAUGGUGGUAAUCCGGACGACUGGCAAAGAACUCUUCUUUCAUUUUCUUCUACUGAACUCUAUCGAGCAGCAUCCAUUGCGCUUGCAGCAAACUUGAAACGGAUUCUAUCGAUGAAGAAUUCCUCGAGAUCCCAAUAA
Acanthocheilonema viteae is the source of this 1314-nucleotide messenger RNA. Lineage: Eukaryota; Metazoa; Nematoda; Chromadorea; Rhabditida; Onchocercidae. The record is from the annotation of a GenBank genome assembly.